ACGGAAACACAAGCCAAACCCGCCCGCGCGAGUUUAAGGCCACAUCUCUCUCUCCUUCUCUCUCUAGAAAGUAGUACAGUACUGUAAGAGUGCGUGGUAGUCUAUGCGGUCACCACCAGAAGACUCUGAGAGAGCUUCGUCUAUCGAUGAACAGCCGAUAUUUUGGCUUACUUUAUCUGACUUAUAGCUUCUUUAUUCAUCUCGAUCGCCACCACCCAUGAAUUCAAGCUCUUCUUCGAUCUCCCAAUCGUCGUUAUCAAUGGCGGCGAACAACUCUGCUCCAAGUACCGAUGGAAAGAAGGUGAGGAAGCCUUACACUAUUACCAAGUCCAGAGAGAGCUGGACCGAUGAAGAACACGACAAGUUCCUUGAAGCUCUUCAACUGUUUGACCGUGACUGGAAGAAAAUUGAAGAUUUUGUUGGUUCAAAGACAGUCAUUCAGAUCCGAAGUCAUGCCCAGAAAUACUUUUUGAAGGUCCAAAAAAAUGGUACAAUAGCACAUGUGCCACCACCUCGCCCUAAGCGCAAAGCUGCUCAUCCUUACCCACAAAAGGCCCCCAAAAAUGUUUUAUCACUUGGGAAUGCUUCCAUGGCUUAUCCUUCUUCCUUGAAUCCCCUUGCACCUGGAUAUUCUCCAUGGGAUGACACUCACUUGCUAAACACUCUAUCGGGUGGAUCUAUGGCAUCCCAAGAUGAAUACGCCCUUGGAGUUGAAGCUGAUACUGGAUCGAAGGGGGUAGCAAGGUUUAGUAACAGCAGGAUUGAUGGCGGUGGAAGCUCAGGUGGAACGCUACCUACUUCUGAGUUAGAAAAGCAAGGGAAACAAAGUUCUUUGCAUCAUGGCAUACCUGAUUUCGCUGAAGUCUAUAACUUCAUUGGAAGUGUCUUUGAUCCAGGCACUAAUGGUCAUGUGCAGAAGCUCAAGGAGAUGGAUCCUAUAAACUUCGAAACUGUUUUGUUGCUGAUGAGAAACCUCACCAUCAACUUGUCAAGUCCUGAUUUUGAGCCAUUUGCAUUCGCAUUGACCUCGUAGUUACUAUCUUCUGCUCUGUUGCUUGGGAGACAGGAAAAGGGAGAAAAAACGUGAAUCCUGCUAAGAACAUGGGUUUCUGUGAACGGAUUUAGGAAUUGCAGCUGUAGGAGCAUUGUGAUAACAACAGUGUUAAUAUUCAAUUCAUACUUUCCACUUAUAGUUGAUAGCUGUUCCAUGCCUGGUUUGUCCUCUGGUUUUACCAUAGAUGUCAAAGUUAGAACCUUAUUGAAGGAAUGCAUUUGGUACCUAUUCCUUGUCUACUCAAAGGCUUAAAGCUAUAAAAAUGGUUCGAAUUCACGGCUAUAUCCAACAUUCUAACUAGAGAGUUCAAGAUUGCUCAAUCACAUUUUGGUACAGAUAUAUUGUUGUUUCAUGGCUUUCACUUUCGCAGUCAAAGAAAUGUUAGUUGGAUUGGUACAUGCUUAAAUGCGUCGCAUGCCUUUAGUUUAGGUGAAGAUGGUCAGAUACUAUGACAUUCUCCCAUAAUUCCUUCUCUGGAAUAUCGUUUCCUGAAAACUUAAUGAGUGCAUAUGUCACUGGACUUUGUCCCAUCCCAUGUCAAACAAUUCAUCGGUUUUAAGCCAUUCAUUUCACCACAUGCAUCUAGAAAACCAUGUUUUUUUUAGUGUAGCUAACUAGCUCUUCCUCUGCACUCUGAAAUACUCCACUCAUUAGCAUACGUGAAUCUAGGCUGACAACUUUUGAUCCAAUAUGUAUAUAGGUACUGCUUUAGCAUAUGUAUAUAAGAUAGAUAAGUAAACAGUCGAUUUAACAUUUUUACUGAGGGAACAGUGAGCAAAACUAAGAAGUUGUGUUCUCCCUCUCGUAUUACCUGUGUG
Rhododendron vialii is the source of this 1872-nucleotide messenger RNA. Its product is annotated as protein REVEILLE 8-like. NCBI's taxonomy places the organism in Eukaryota, Viridiplantae, Streptophyta, Magnoliopsida, Ericales, Ericaceae. Gene Ontology annotation, molecular function: DNA binding. The transcript is spliced from 8 exons. The record is from RefSeq and is a predicted model, not a curated record. The coding region runs from base 218 to 1033 and encodes 271 amino acids.